AUGAGUAAUUUUGCAAAGACAAAGCCACAUGCUGUAUUGAUUCCAUGUCCAGCUCAAGGCCAUAUCAAUGCAUUGUUGAAACUAGCAAAGCUUCUUCACCUUAGAGGCUUUCACAUAACGUUUGUCAACACUGAAUACAAUCACAAAGCCUUGCUCAAUUCAAGAGGUCCUGAUUCUCUUGAUGGUUUCACUGACUUUAACUUUGAGACCAUUCCAAAUGGUUUUACUGCAAUGGAAAGUGGUGAUCUUAUUCAAGACAUACACUCCUUUUUUCGAUCAAUCAUGACGGACUUCCUUCAACCCUUUGGUGAACUUCUUACUAGACUUGAUGCCUCUGCCACUGCUGGUCUUAUCCCUCCAGUUACUUGCAUAAUUUCUGAUUGUUACAUGCCAUUUACAGUAGAUGCUGCUGAAGAACGUGCACUCCCAAUCGUUCUCUUUUCUCCGGUCAGCGCAUGUUGCUCACUCACUACUUCUCACAUUCCUAAAUUGUUUCAGAAUGGUGUGCUGCCACUCAAAGAUGAGAGUUAUCUAAUAGAUGGAUAUUUCGACAUUGAAGUUGACUGGAUUCCAGGUUUGAAAAACUUCAGAUUGAAGGAUUUUCCUGAAACAAUAAAGAUAAAAGAUCCUAAUGACUUUAUGUUAAAAUAUACAAAUGAAGUGACAAAUAAAUGUCAAAGAGCUUCUGCUAUUGUUUUGAAUACUUCUAAUGAACUUGAAAGUGAUGUUAUGAAUGAACUCUAUUCUAUAUUCCCUUCUCUAUACGCCAUUGGUCCACUUUCUUCUUUUUUAAAUCAAAGUCCACAAAAUCAUCUAGCAUCUUUAAAUUUCAAUCUUUGGAAAGAAGAUACUAAAUGUCUUGAGUGGCUUGAAUCAAAAGAACCAGGAUCUGUUGUCUAUGUAAAUUUCGGCAGCGUCACAGUUAUGUCUCCAGAGAAACUGUUAGAGUUUGCUUGGGGUUUGGCAAAUAGCAAGCAACCCUUUUUGUGGAUCAUUAGGCCCGAUCUUGUCAUUGGCGGCUCGGUAGUUUUCUCAUCAGAGAUUGUAAAUGGAAUUUCAGAUAGAGGCCUAAUCGUGAACUGGUGUCCUCAAGAGCAAGUACUGAACCACCCUUCAAUCGGUGGAUUCUUGACUCAUUGCGGAUGGAACUCAACCACUGAAAGCAUAUGCGCUGGAGUGCCAAUGUUGUGUUGGCCAUUCUUUGGUGAUCAGCUAGCAAAUUGUAGAUUUAUUUGCAAUGAAUGGGAGAUUGGACUUGAAAUCGAUAAAGAUGUGAAGAGAGAUGAGGUGGAGAAGCUAGUCAAUGAAUUGAUGGUUGGAGAGAAUGGAAAGAAGAUGAGGGAAAAGAUCAUGGAGUUCAAGAAGAAGGUGGAGGAGGAUACCAGACCUGGAGGUGUUUCAUACAAGAACUUGGACAAAGUCAUUAAGGAUGUCUUGCUUAAAAAAAUAUUAAAGUGAUCUUUUCUUUUAGAAAUCAUUUCUUUGAUAAGCAAAAAUAAUAUCAUUUCUUUGAACACCUUUGAUUAUUUUUAGAAUUAAUUAAGGCUCAUCCAUUUCUGUUAUUUUAAUUUUUUGUAUCACCCAUCUUAGGUCAACCUGCCCUUUUGUGUGAGUUUACUGGGUUAGGUUUAUGUCCCCCAAUUUUUUAUGUAUUUUUUCCCUUUUAUUAAUAAUAUA
Messenger RNA from Medicago truncatula (barrel medic), 1677 nucleotides. Its product is annotated as 7-deoxyloganetin glucosyltransferase. The transcript has 2 exons. Lineage: Eukaryota; Viridiplantae; Streptophyta; Magnoliopsida; Fabales; Fabaceae. Bases 1 to 1458 code for a protein of 485 amino acids. The record is from RefSeq and is a predicted model, not a curated record. Gene Ontology annotation, molecular function: quercetin 7-O-glucosyltransferase activity; quercetin 3-O-glucosyltransferase activity.